GCUUGCCGGAAAAUCCUAGCCGACCACCGCUUCAGUAUCAUUCAAGUCAAAAUGGCGCACGUCGGUAGGAAGGGCAACCUCCCGCGGAAAGACGACCAGAAAACCACCAAGGACGCUAACGGUGGCGGGUAUGCGUCUAGAAUGCGUGAGCGGAAACAAAAGAAACUGUACAGCGAAGACUGGGCAUUAGGUGACGAGGACAUUGAAGGCAGGCGGACGUUCAAUCUGCAAGAGAAGCUGGAGGAUCCGGCGUUCGGAUGCCAGAACAUCGUCAAAGAGAUGCAUGGCUCUGAACUAAAUGUCGCCUACUUCCAACGAUACGGUUUCAAUACGCCGCUGCUGUUCAAAGAAAAGACUGGAUUAGGGCUGCGCGUGCCCACGUCGAACUUCACAAUAAAUGACGUCCGCAUGUGCGUCGGCUCGCGUCGCAUCCUCGACGUGAUGGACGUAAACACGCAAAAGAACAGCGAGAUGACCAUGAAAGAGUGGCAGAAGUACUACGAGGACCCCGACAAAGAUAAACUGCUCAACGUCAUCUCCUUGGAGUUCUCACAUACCAAGCUAGAAAAUUACGUACAAAGUCCGACAGUUGUCAGGCAAGUCGACUGGGUGGAUUGUGUAUGGCCACGUCACCUGAAAGAAAGCCAAAUUGAAGCCACAAACGUACUCGAAGAGAUGAAGUAUCCUAAGGUACAGAAGUACUGUUUGAUGUCCGUUAAGGGCUGCUACACAGAUUUCCACGUCGAUUUCGGAGGGACGUCCGUAUGGUAUCACAUUAUCAAAGGGUGCAAGGUAUUCUGGUUGAUUCCUCCGACAGAACACAACUUGGAGCUGUACGAGCGUUGGGUAUUAUCUGGCAAACAGUCAGACAUUUUCUUCGGAGACACAGUAGACAAGUGUGCCAGAAUAGUUUUGUACGAGGGAAACACAUUCUUCAUCCCUACUGGAUGGAUCCACGCUGUCUUCACGCCCAAAGACACCUUGGUCUUCGGUGGGAACUUCCUGCACUCUUAUGGGAUUGAUAAGCAACUCAAGAUCGCUCAAGUUGAAGAUACCACCAAAGUCCCCCAAAAAUUUCGCUACCCAUUUUUCACCGAAAUGCUAUGGUAUGUCUUGGAAAAAUAUGUGCAUACCCUCCUUGGAAAUUCACAUUUAACGACAGGCCAAGACACACCUAUACCUCCAGAUAGAUCUCAUGUUCAUCUCACUCAAGCAGAACUUCAUGGACUUAAGGAGAUCGUAAUGUACUUGCACAUGUUACCUCCAAACAAAAAGAAUGUUCCGGAGCUCAUCAAAGACCCAGUGUCCCUGAUUCAGGACGUUCGUACCCUGAUAGGCCUUCAUAGACAAGACAGUAGAGAGCUAGCAGUGACGGGAAAAGCGGUAUUGCCACCUCAAGAAGACAAAACUUCUGGACAGAGGUCAUCUCCAAAUUAUCAAAAAACUAAUGGACAGAUAAACAGGUCUCCAAAGCAGCCAGGUGCUUUCAAAGGACCGAAAGGUGGAACGCAACCCCCAGGAGCGGGAGGGGGAGGGGCAGAGAAAGGAGGAAAUGGACCUAGACGAAGACGAACUAGAUGUAAGAAGUGCGAGGCGUGUCAACGUAGCGACUGUGGCGAAUGCGGUUUCUGCCUGGACAUGGUGAAGUUCGGCGGUCCUGGGAGAGCGAAGCAAACUUGUAAUAUGAGGCAGUGUUUACAGCCUAUGCUACCAGUGACAGCAGCCUGUGCUAUUUGUGGAUUGGAUGGAUGGAAUCAGACACCAGUUGCUCCGCUGCAGAAGGGACCGCAGAGGUGUGACGCACCUAGCAACCUGAUGGAGUGCUCAGUCUGUUACGAGAUAGCGCAUCCUUUGUGCGUCCAAAGGAAAUGUCCAGACUUCACAGGGUAUAUCAAUGAAGAUAUGCCAAAUUCAUGGGAAUGCCCAAUGUGCUGUAAACUGGGCAAAAACACAGACUACCGGCCCAGGCAUUUCAGAGCCAGGCAGAAGUCGUCGGAUAUGAGGCGGAUGUCCAUCAGUUCCGACGCUUCCACUGCAUUAGAAAUUAAACAACAAGAGCAUUUAUCAGACUCCGGCAGCGAGAAUGAACAUAAAGACAAUACGCUCGAGCUACCUAUCAAAAAGAGGAGGUCCAGUGAGGGUACGGAAGUUGAGACAAAGACUGCAACGCCUACAGAUCCGCUAAGGAAAACUGCUUUCAGGAUGCAGUUGGCGCAUCAAAUCGCUAGUCAGUCCACCAAGGUGUUAAAGAAGCCGAUGGUGGUUGUGAGACCAGCGCCAGUUGUACAAAUAUCCACAACGCCCUUGAAUACUCUAGUUACGGACAAACGUUGUAUGCUGCCAGUAUUCAGAUACCUUUCUCCAAGGGAGUUACUCAAUUGUACACUAGUGUGUAAGACAUGGGCUACCUUCACAGUUGACCCCUCUUUAUGGAAACGGAUGGAGUUUAGUAGGAAGCAUAUUUCUUCAGAUAUUCUCAAGGGUAUUGUGAGGAGACAACCAGAGGUGUUACACUUAGACUGGUGCCAUAUAAACAAAUUCCAACUGCCAUGGUUGUUCCAACGGUUGAAUCAACUUAAAGAAUUGUCUCUGGUUAGCAUCAACGUUAAAACGGCCAUAUCAUUAAGGACCAAUCACUCAGCUUCAUUACAGGUACUAGAUCUCAGUUACAUAUCGGACUUUUCCGAUUCGGCGCUAAGAGAGAUCUUAGGUCCCAACAACGAUUCACGCACCAGUAUUGCAGCUGAAAAAAUACGCUUCAGGAACUUAAAGACUCUCAGGUUAUCCGGUACAGACAUAACGGACAUCGCCAUGAGGUACGUCACACAGUAUCUGCCUAAUCUUCAGCAUCUUAGUCUCAGUAUGUGUCCCAGGAUCUCAGAUGCAGGUAUUGCUCAACUGACAACUAAACCAGCGAAUACUGUAACGAACCUCAUUAGUUUAGAUCUUAGCCAUUCAAAACUAGUGACGGAAACUAGUUUGGACCACUUGUCAAAAUGUGAGAAGUUGACGAGGCUUGACUGCAGACAAUCGCUUAACAUUUCAACGCAGGCGUUAAUUAAAUUCGCUGCUAAGAGUGAGCAUAAUCUGCAGGUGAGAGACAUUAAGCUGGUGGAUAUUAGGCAGAAAAACUAGGAUUAGUUGCAGAAACACUUUUGUGUUCUACCUCUCUAUAGAGGCAUAUAUCAGACUGAUAAGGGGUUUAAGUUCUCAGGAUUUAUUUCCUGCCAAGAAUCGUCAGUUUCACUAUCUGUACUAGGAUGAAUUAUAUUGGACCUCGAGGAAUUUACAGCUGUUGCAAAGUCACUGGUGGAUAAUGUCAGUACUGGCUUGUUCAUCUGAAGACCAUCAUUAGAUUUCUUCGAUUUGAUAGAUAAUCUAGAAAUUGCUAAGUCUUAGUUGGGAGCAUUAUGAAGGAGAAACCACACUUUUGAACAAGAAAGCAAAAUUUAGUUGGUCACAAAAUAAUUAUAAUAAUUUACCUUUUAGCUUUCUUCUUCCUGGGUUUCAAUUGCAAUGAGCUUGUGUCGGAGUCAACAUCUGAUGAUGAAUGACUGGGCAAGUAAUCGUCUGAAGAAUUGUCCAUGAGCUCUGAAGGUCCUUGUUCCUCUUCGUCUGAUAGCAGCUCAUUCCACAAUUUCAUAAGUCUCAUUUGCUCCUUUUCAUAUCUGCCGUCAUUUUAUUUUAUAGCACAAAUCACAACUCAAAUUAUUUUAUUCACAACCAAGCCUUACUAUUCGGCGCGCUCUCAACAAUUGGACUGGAAACUAUACGAAGCAUCUGCAUUUCUAGCAUACAGAGACUUGUUAGAACUUGAAAAAAUGACACCCUACAUUUGGGUUCGCGUCGGGAGUCAUUUUCAAAAUAUAUUUUUGGGACAUUUUCUAAGACUAACGUCUGAUAACAGCCAGCACAUCAUAUCCAGAGUAAAAAUUAAGUAUUUCCUAAAAAAAUUAUGUUUGGCCUGGGGUAGAAUAUUUUUUGCUUCAUUUGGGCGAUUAACGUGUUAAACACUAACUCUUACAUAACUUCCCGAAAGGUAAUAGAACCAGGUCUACUUUAUAUCAGUAAUUCUAUUCCUCCGUUUUGAACCCCUGAAGUAUAGCUUUUCACACCAAACAAAAAGAUGGUAGUGGCAUUGCAGAUCCUAAAGUAGGUAACCUACGCAGCUCGUGCAAGCUACAGACUGAUUUCUCCUGUUCUUCUCUGAAUUUGUAGUUACCUUAUUUUUUAAUAUUCGUUAUUUUUGAAAAAUAGAUAUUGUGCAUUUAUAAUUUUUCAUGAUGGACUUGUAUACUUGUAACAUAAAAACAAGUUACCUUUAGGAAACUAGUGCCUACCACCUGAGAUGUUAUUUGGAUAUAUAAGGUACGUUAAGAUUAUCUGUUUACUAUAUGUUGCAACAAAUGUAUGUGUAUGCAAUACUCAAAACAGCAGUGCAGUUGUUCAAAGGAACAUAAGUUGUAUUAAAUAUCCACGAAAAUCCCGAUUACUAAACAGGAUGACCCAGAAAAGGAUGGCAGCAUUUCUAGAGCAGGAAGUAAUCUGAAAGGUUAUACACACCGUAUAAGCCAGAUAAUAUGGUGACUUAGAAUUCAAAGUUUUAUUUAUUGACAAACUUUCUUAGUGGUGUGAUCAGCAAGCUGCUUUUCAAUAAUAAAGCCAAAUUGCGAAGCUUUAGCCGCCAUUUAGAUAAACGUGUUUGAUCAAUCAAAUAAUCAUCUUUCGUGAAAAUAAGUUGUAUGGCCAGUUUUAGACAGAACUAAAUUCUCUGUCUUUUUGAAUACAUUCAAUUUCACUGUACGGUCAGUAGUUAACGAGAUUUGUAACGCAACCAUUGUCGCCCUUUUACAUCACUCUGUACAAUCAUCAUUCUGACUGUCAACCGACGAUCUGAACGCACAAGAUCCCGGAUUCUGUCUAUAUUUUCAUCAGUUCUUGAAGAUGAAGGCCUUCCGCUUCGUGAUCUUCAAUCGACUCUUUCCCUUCUGAAAAUGAUUCACCGAAAAACCUGAGCAUCGUUGCUCGAAAUUGAUGUCACUCAUUUUUACAGCACAAUAGAAAAAACUUUCACAAAAAAAAACGCUGCAGACAACCGAAUGACUCGAGCGAGUUCAAACUUGUACUGAAGGCUGAUUGCAUGUUCCCUCCAAGCCCGGUGCCUACAGUGUUGCUAGAGCGAACGCUAUGUUGCCAGUCUCAUCACCUAAUUUAACAGACUUCGUAUUCAGAAAUAUUAGUAUCGUAUCGGUAAUUACAUGUUUGUUGUUACUACCGCAUUAAAUAUAUGUACUUUGUUUUAACAAAUUAUUCACCACUACAACCUUCUUGAUCAAGAAUCAAUAUUUCCACUUAGAAGUUAAAGGAGAACUCUUUAAACUUGUUAUAGCAGCUUUUUUGUUUUUCCUUGUUACGAAAUACAUCUGUUCCACAUGAGAUGAACUGUAACAGUAUUGAACUUAUUCUGCUACUUGUUAGAGUAUUGUGUACAAGUAAAAUAGUUUGAUGGAUUAAAAUAAUUCAGCUUUAAUGUUUGAAAAUCUUUUUCAUUGAAAAAUUCAUCUCAGAAACUGGUGAAGGUCUCCUUUUUUAUUUUAGAUAUGUGAUAAAGGUUCGCUUUACACGUUGACAGUAUUCGUUCAAUGUUUCUAUUAUGUUUUUCAAUGAAAACGAUUUUAUACUCUAUGUACCUACCAAAGUUUUUAUUUAUCUUUUUUGUUUGUGAUCAAUCUACGUAUCAAAUUACGUAUUAUAUUAGGUAGACUUCCAGAAGACGAAUAUUUUUUUUAUUGAUUUAUAAUUUUGUGCAAUCCAGCAUAAUAGCACAGAUUUCUUGUAAAAAGUAUUAUUAGUAUAGAAG
Molecule: messenger RNA, 5860 nt
Organism: Acanthoscelides obtectus
Lineage: Eukaryota; Metazoa; Arthropoda; Insecta; Coleoptera; Chrysomelidae
Source: the annotation of a GenBank genome assembly